Messenger RNA from Diceros bicornis minor, 3878 nucleotides. RefSeq names its product one cut homeobox 3 (gene ONECUT3). Gene Ontology annotation, molecular function: RNA polymerase II cis-regulatory region sequence-specific DNA binding; DNA-binding transcription factor activity, RNA polymerase II-specific. The record is from RefSeq and is a predicted model, not a curated record. The transcript is spliced from 2 exons. Gene Ontology annotation, cellular component: nucleus. Bases 45 to 1517 code for a protein of 490 amino acids. Gene Ontology annotation, biological process: regulation of transcription by RNA polymerase II. Lineage: Eukaryota; Metazoa; Chordata; Mammalia; Perissodactyla; Rhinocerotidae.
GCGGGCGGCCGAGCCGGCGAGGGGCCCGCGCGCGGCGGCCGAGCAUGGAGCUGAGCCUGGAGAGCCUGGGGGGUCUGCACGGCGUGGCCCACGCGCAGGCGGGCGAGCUGCUGAGCCCGGGCCACGCGCGCUCGGCGGCGGCGCAGCACCGCGGCCUGGUGGCGCCCGGGCGCCCGGGCCUGGUGGCCGGCAUGGCGAGCCUGCUGGACGGCGGCGGCGGCGGUGGGGGCGCCGGGGGCGCGGGCGGCGCAGGCGGCGCGGGCGGCGGCACCGACUUCCGCGGGGAGCUGGCGGGCCCGCUGCACCCGGCCAUGGGCAUGGCCUGCGAGGCUCCUGGCCUGGGCGGCACCUACACGACGCUCACGCCCCUGCAGCACCUGCCGCCCCUCGCGGCCGUGGCCGACAAGUUCCACCAGCACGCGGCGGCUGCGGCCGUGGCCGGGGCGCACAGCGGCCACCCCCACGCGCACCCGCACCCGGCGGCCGCGCCGCCCCCGCCGCCCCCUCCGCAGCGCCUGGCGGCCAGCGUGAGCGGCAGCUUCACCCUCAUGCGCGACGAGCGCGCAGCGCUCGCCUCCGUGGGCCACCUCUACGGGCCCUACGGCAAGGAGCUGCCCGCCAUGGGAUCGCCGCUGUCGCCGCUGCCCAACGCGCUGCCGCCCGCGCUGCACGGCGCCCCGCAGCCCCCGCCGCCGCCGCCGCCCCCGCCGCUGGCCGCCUACGGCACACCGAGUCACCUGGCCGGGGACAAGCUGCUGCCGCCCGCAGCCUUCGAGCCGCACGCCGCGCUGCUGGGGCGCGCCGAGGACGCGCUGGCCCGCGGGCUGCCCGGAGGCGGCGGCGGCGGCGGCGCGGGCGGCGGGGGCACCGCGGGGCUGCUGGCGCCGCUGGGCGGGCUGGCGGCGGCCGGGACGCACGGGCCACACGCGGGCGGCGGCGGCGGCCCGGGCGCAGGCGGCGGCGGCCCCGGGGCGGGCGCGGCGGCGGAGGAGAUCAACACGAAGGAGGUGGCGCAGCGCAUCACGGCGGAGCUGAAGCGUUACAGCAUCCCGCAGGCGAUCUUCGCGCAGCGCAUCCUGUGCCGCUCUCAGGGCACGCUCUCCGACCUGCUGCGCAACCCGAAGCCGUGGAGCAAGCUCAAGUCGGGCCGCGAGACCUUCCGCAGGAUGUGGAAGUGGCUGCAGGAGCCCGAGUUCCAGCGCAUGUCGGCGCUGCGCCUCGCAGCCUGCAAGCGGAAGGAGCAGGAGCAGCAGAAGGAGCGCGCGCUGCAGCCGAAGAAGCAGCGCCUGGUGUUCACCGACCUGCAGCGGCGCACGCUGAUCGCCAUCUUCAAGGAGAACAAGCGGCCGUCGAAGGAGAUGCAGGUCACCAUCUCGCAGCAGCUCGGCCUGGAGCUCAACACCGUCAGCAACUUCUUCAUGAACGCGCGGCGCCGCUGCAUGAACCGCUGGGCCGAGGAGCCCGGGGCGGCCCCCGGAGGCCCCGCCGGCGCCACCGCCGCCUUCUCCAAGGCCUGAGGCGCCCGGGCCCGCGCCCUCCCUGCCUCCACGGCCUGGGCGCUGCCCUCCCUCCCACGUCUCCCACCCCACCCUGCCGGCCCGGAGGCCCGCCCCAGGGGGCGCCUGGAGGGGGUGCAGUCCGGGCCCCCUACACCCAGGGCGGGGACGCAGCACACCCCCCUGCCCAAGUGCACAAAAAGGGUCCCCUCCUUCCUCCACCCCAACCCCCUCCAGGCCACAGGAAGCCCUCCACCCUCCCCAGCUGGGGGGGGUCACAGACAGGGGCUCCCCAGCUCCCUCUCAAUUCAGGACGCCCAGGGGGCCUCGAGGAAAUCCAGGGCUCACCGUGUCGUCCCCGAAAGCGGGUCAAGAAGCACAUACUAGAAAAAUAAUCCGGGUAUUAAAAAAAAAAGGAAUUUUAAGAAUAACCCCUUCUUUGCCAGCCCCCGUGGAGGGAGCCUUCCUCCCCGUCGGUCCUCCCAGGGACCCUUCCCCGAGAACUCAGCCCCUUCCAAAGUCGCCAAAGCCCACGUCGAGCUGGAUCCUCCCAGUGUCCCCACCCACACCGACACCAACCAGGAACCCCCGGCAGAACUGCCCCCACAGCCAAGAACCCAGCUGCCCCUCCGGCGGCCAGGAUUCCUUGUGCCAAGAAUUGCCUGCCUUAACGUCUGGGGAGGGGGCCUGCAGCGCGACCGCCCAGCACCCACAGGCGAGCACCCUCUCCCACCCCGUCCCGGACCGACCGGAGGGGGCGGCUCAAACAUGCGGGUAAAUUCCAGACGCCUCCCCUCCCCCAGCACACCUCUUGUCAGUUUUCUUCACCUUUAGGCACCUUGAUGAACACGCAGGGAGAGACAGACCCCAGGAAACAGAAGAAAAGAUCCCGAUUCCACGGAGGCGCUACCCCGGAGUCCCCGUGUGCUGGGGUCACGGUGUGGCUUUCUGCUUGGAACCCUCUGGAACUCACCCACCACCUCCCAUCGCUCAGGGGGUGCCGCACUGGGCCUGAAGGGGUGACAGGCUUGCCCCUCUCUCUCCAUAGAGAGAAGAAGAUGCUGGAGAAGGUGGAAUCUGCUUGCUCCGUUUUUUUUUGCCAAAAAAAUUGACCGGGGAAAGAAAGGGUCAGAAAUGAAGAUGAGCACCUCCCGGCCCCACCUCCCCUGCUCGUCUCAUCUCGUCCCGCCGGGUGCCCUCCAAGACUGGCCGGCAGCUGGAUCCCAAGAGCCCGCCUCCCCGGGAUUCAAGACCUGGAGACUAGAAGGAACUUUUCCCCCCACCCCAAAACCUCCCAUCCCUUCCACUGCCUCCCAGGGAGGUGGCGCCCCCCCCUUGAGAAUGCAAAAGACGUUUCUAGGGAAAUGCCCCUCCCCCUCCCCCAGGUAAAGGCUACCUCACUGAAGCGUUCGUGUCUGUGAUUGGAAAAAUCACACUUGAUACCAAAGAUUUCCCCAAGGACUUGUGCUGGAGGUUCCAGUUCCCUUGCCUCGGGCCGGGGUGGUGCAAAGGCCGGCUUCCGGCCCUGCCCUCCAGGUCUGAGUCCCUGUGCAACCGUCCCCCACCAGAGAGAGAAUGAGAGAGAGAGAGAGAGAGGAGAGAGGGAAAGAGAUUAGUGAGGUCGAUGAGUGCCUUUUUCUUGAACCAAAGAUGUGUAUGGAAUGUUCUCGUGUUCUUAUCGACUUGCUAUUCUCCCGGCUUUUUAAGCAACCGGAUUUGAGUGAUGCUUCUAGAAUCUUUGGAUGUUGGGGCCGAAUCCUAAGAGUCCCCAUUCCCGCCCAGCAACCAACCCUUCCCCGCCAAACUCACACAUACACACGCAUGUGUGCACACACAUGCGCACGCACGCACACCGGCUGCCGUCCUUUCUGUGGUGCCCCCGGGCGCUGGGAGCUGGGGUCUGGGGAGGUGGCCCCUUCCUUCGGCCUCCCGCUGGCCAGAGCACCUGCUUGCAGGGGACCAGGCUUCUCCAACUGGGUGGGUCACUUGCCGUUUCCAGCAUUCAAGCCCCAGGGGACAGAAAGCAAGGCCUCCGGUUCAUCCCCUGUUGGAAAGUCAGAAAUUAGCUUGGGAUCCUUCUGGUUGUAGAACAUUCUAGUUAUGGUGAACUGUGGUCAGAUUGGGUCAAGCCCCGUGGACACAGGUCACAGAAGAGUCCCCAGAUUCCUGGGUCCCUUUCACACACAUUUCAUUUCAUGUGCACACAUACUCACACACACCAGCUCCCCCCCCCCGGGGGGCCCUCCCCCGACCCCUGCCCCCCUGCCCCGCCCCACCAGUCCCCAACAUGCAGCCCGUCGCCACACACCAAAGACCCUUCUCCACGCGGGGAAUGACGCCUCCAGCACAGCUCCUUUGAGCCUUUGACAAUUUUCUCUGAAA